Anopheles moucheti is the source of this 825-nucleotide messenger RNA. RefSeq names its product trypsin-7-like. Gene Ontology annotation, biological process: proteolysis. The record is from RefSeq and is a predicted model, not a curated record. The transcript is spliced from 4 exons. NCBI's taxonomy places the organism in Eukaryota, Metazoa, Arthropoda, Insecta, Diptera, Culicidae. The coding region runs from base 1 to 825 and encodes 274 amino acids. Gene Ontology annotation, molecular function: serine-type endopeptidase activity.
AUGCCCGAACGUUGGGCGUUCUCCUUUUCGGUUGUAACAAUUCUUUUUGGUUCCGUUUAUCGUUGCGAUGGUUCACCGGAAGGUCGUAUCGUCGGGAACGUGCGUGCUGAGGUAUCGCAGUCUGACCUACCGCACAUCUGCUCCGUGCGGUACCGAACCGUCCAUCGUUGCAGUGCGACCAUAUUGAAUGCGAACUGGUUGUUAACUUCUGGCCACUGUACUAUCGAUCUCCCCAUCGAUACAAUCUCAAUCGUUUGCGGUAUCCGUAUGUAUCGCACCGUGCUGGAGAAUGUGCCACAUCCCGACUUUGACGCUUCCAGAUGGACCGGACACGAUCUCGCACUGCUCAAAAUGCGAAAGGCACUCAACUUUACGACCAACGUACAGCCAAUUCCGUUGUACGAUGGCCCGGAAGUCCCUGCGGAUGGAAUGGUCUGGCGAGCAACAAUCGUUGGUUAUGAGCCGUCCCGUUCAGGAGAUGAGGGUGGUUCGAAUUGGAAUUGGAAUCCGAUGCUGCAGAUGGCCGAUGUACCGAUACUAACGUCCUGCGAGUGUCGGCAGCGUCUGGGACCAAUUCUGUCUGCCUACCUAGCAGACGUAAACAUCUGCACCGAUAACGCUAAAUCGACACUACCAACAGUAGACGGUACGUCAACGUGUCUCGGUGAUUCUGGUGGCCCGGUAAUGAUUGCCACCGAACUGCAACCCUACAAUCUGUUGGCCAUUCCCUCCUGGACGUUGGCCCCCUGUGGAACGGGCCCUUCAGUGCACGUUCGCAUUGCGCCACAUCUCGAUUGGAUUCUGGCGAUAAUCGGAGUCAAUUAA